This is a messenger RNA of Haliotis rubra (blacklip abalone), 1078 nucleotides long. Its product is annotated as dehydrogenase/reductase SDR family member 11-like. The record is from RefSeq and is a predicted model, not a curated record. The coding region runs from base 68 to 832 and encodes 254 amino acids. Gene Ontology annotation, molecular function: oxidoreductase activity. The transcript has 7 exons. NCBI's taxonomy places the organism in Eukaryota, Metazoa, Mollusca, Gastropoda, Lepetellida, Haliotidae.
UGGCUGAUAAGGCUGGAGUACGUAUUGUUGUAAGUAUUUGGGGGACAUUCACCUCGUUUCAGCAGAGAUGGAACGAUGGACAGGUCGUGUUGCCCUGGUGACUGGAGCUUCGGCAGGGAUCGGAGCAGCAAUCAGCCGAUCUCUGGUCAAGAGUGGGAUGAAAGUUGUGGGAUGUGCCCGCAAUGUAGAGCGAAUUCAGAAAAUCGCAGACGAGCUGAAAGACGAACCAGGAUCACUCAAACCAAUGAAAUGUGACGUCACACAGGAGGAGGACAUCUUGGCAAUGUUCCAAAACAUCAAAUCUGACCCUGACCUUGGAGGAGUUGACGUCUGUAUUAACAAUGCCGGACUGGGUCAUGAUACCUCUUUGAUGGAAGGAAACACAAGCCAGUGGCGGGAAAUGUUAGAUGUGAAUGUGUUGGCGCUCUGUAUCUGCUCCCGUGAAGCCUAUAAAUCUCAGCGGGAACGAGGUGUCAACGACGGCCACUUCAUCCUGAUCAACAGCAUGUCUGGACAUAGAAUCCAGGUCCACAAAGCCAACCACUUCUACGCUGCCACCAAACACGCUGUCACUGCCAUACUGCACGGGAUGAGGUUUGAGUUCAGGGAAGAUAAGGUUGCUGCCAAGGUUACGUCAAUAAGCCCGGGCGAUGUGGAGACGGAGUUCCUCAACAGAAUGUUAAAGGACGAUGCCAAAGCUCAGGCUAUCUACAGCUCCUCCACUUGUCUGCAGCCGUCCGACAUUGUUGACGCUGUCAUCUACGCUCUCAGUUCUCCUCCACGAGCACAGAUCGAUGACAUCUGGCUCCGUCCAAUCGAUCAGCUGGACUGAUGUACACCAUCAUCUGUACCGUUCGUUGAUUGACACAUGACCAGCUAAAAUUAAAAGUCUUUUCAAACGAUUACCACAUCUGCCAUUUAUUCAAAACAUGUUGAAUACAUACAGCAGUAAAGAUGUGUUUAACUAGAAAUGUCAUUCUCUGCUGUUCAACAGUGAAUAAUACGUGAUGAAACGUGAUGAAAACAUACUUGUACAUAUUAUUUUACAGUUGCAUAUUAAACAGAAAUACAGAAGUAA